AAUGGAUGAAACAUAUAGAAAUUGUUGUCUUUGUGGCAAUGAAGUGACAAAAACUACUGUUAGAAUUCUUUCUUGCCUACACACUCUAUGUAAAGAUUGUCUAUUCUUACUUAGAACGUCGUCGUGUUAUAAUGAAUGUUCUUGUCCUCUGUGCGGAUUCAUCACUAUCUGCGAUCAAGAUAGCAAUGACCAAGAAGAAGAAAUAGCUCUUCCUCCAACUAAUAAUUCUGAACAAUUAGAUCUCAAUAGAGAAGAAACUAGUUUUGAUUGUUUUGAACAAUCAAACGAGCUUGAUAGAAAAGCGUUGCACGAAUUAGACGAUAAAAAGGUGGAUAGUUCUAAAAUUGAAAUAAGAAAUAUUACCAAAAAGUUAGAAAAUAUUAGAGAAAAGCUAAAGCAGUAUUAUACGUUAAGGUCAUCUAAAGAUAAGGAUAUACAUAGUUAUUUAGAAUUUAUGAUUUCGGAAGAUUACUAUACAUUCUUAAAUUUUCUAGAUGAUAAAAAAGAUUCUGAAAUCAGUAUGUUGGAAUGUUUAAAGCAUGACAAUAAGGAAAAUAAAUUGCCAUUUUUAUCAAUGAAUAAUGAAUUCAUUCAAAAUUUUCUUCAAAAAUUUUCCAUAUCAAGCGAACUGAAAGCAAGAAAAGUUAUUAAUCGCUUAAAUCAUAAUUAUAAUUCAUUUGGUCAAAAAUCAAUGAACAAAGUCAUUCAAUCAAUUAGAGGAAGAGAUGGAAGAAUGCAUACUAUUUUGGAGAAUUGUCUUAGAUCAUUAACAAUGAAGAGAGAUGUGUUAUUAAACGAAUCUGUUGAAGAAACUGUAUUUGUUAAAGUAACUGGUGCCGAAAAUAUAUUAGGUAUUCUGCCGAAUUUUGGACCAUCAUCUUCUUUGAUAGUUAGCAGUAAAGAAUUAAAUCAAACAUAUGCUAUUCGUUCUAUAAAUACUAAUGGAGACGCUCUUAUUUUAGGAACUUCAAAAGAUCCGUUCAACACUGUUUUCUCACUUGAUAAAGAUAUUUGCUAUAUUCAAAUGGGUUACUUUUGGUAUCUAAAUCUGUCCAAACGUAGGACAGUCAAACUGUUAGAUGGAAUAGUCGAUGCUGCUUGCGAUAAAUUAAAUAUUCUUCAUUGCUUAACGAAAGACGCUUAUAUAGAAUAUUACGAUGAAAAUUUAUCUGUAGAGACUUUAAGUCACAAAAGCAAUCCAAAGGAAUCCUUUAAUUUUAAAGCUUUUUGUCUAUUACGCUCUUCUUGUUUUAUUGCAAUAGAUGAGAAUUGCUCAGAAUCGAGUUGGCUAUGGAUAUACGAUGGCUUAAACUCUGAAAGUAGUUUUCAACCGUUUGAAGAAUCUAAAGAUCUUAAAUUUCAACCUAAAAUAUUAGACAGACCAUCUUCAAUUUGUUCAAUAGAUGAAAAUACAAUCAUCAUUGGCUAUACAAACUUAAAAAAAUUGGAAAUUUUUAAAGUAGAUGAAAGGGAAAAACAGCAAGUUAUCGACAUCGAAUUUCAUUCAAAUAUCAUCAAAUAUAAUCCAUCAACAAAACAACUCUAUAUUACAGAAAAAAACUCCAAUAAAAUACAUUCUAUAAAGCUUUAA
This is a messenger RNA of Dimorphilus gyrociliatus, 1591 nucleotides long. Lineage: Eukaryota; Metazoa; Annelida; Polychaeta; Dinophilidae. The record is from the annotation of a GenBank genome assembly.